UUCCGGCCAACCCUUCCCCUUCCCCCUUCCCCGAAGUCACCUCCCCCCUCUCCCUUCUCGUCAGCCUCUUCCCUCAACUUCUCCACCCCUCGUGCUCUCUCUCCACCCCGCUCGCCUCCAGUCCUCCCCUCCCGCUCCAUCCGGGUCCGCCGACGGCUGUCUCGGGACUGUAGAGUGGCGGCGGCAGCGUUUCUCUGAGGCACCGGAUAAGAACUUCAGUAUUUUGUUGAUGUGGAGACAUAGGGUACUUCAACUUCCCAGUGUUUCAGAAGGGAGUUUUUUAUUGAAACUGGAAGACCAAAAUAAUUACAAGCAUGUUGUGCUGGGGAAAUGCAUCUUUUGGACAACUAGGUUUGGGUGGAAUUGAUGAAGAAAUUGUACUAGAGCCCAGAAAAAGUGACUUUUUUAUAAAUAAAAAAAUCCGAGAUGUAGGAUGUGGGCUCAGACAUACAGUCUUUGUUCUGGAUGAUGGAACUGUGUACACAUGUGGAUGUAAUGAUCUAGGACAGCUAGGUCAUGAAAAAUCCAGGAAGAAACCAGAGCAGGUUGUUGCCCUGGAUGCCCAAAAUAUCGUAGCUGUUUCAUGUGGAGAAGCUCAUACAUUAGCGCUUAAUGACAAGGGCCAGGUGUAUGCUUGGGGUCUCGAUUCUGAUGGACAACUUGGCCUACUAGGAUCAGAGGAAUGUAUCAGAGUACCCAGAAAUAUUAAGAGUUUGUCAGAUAUCCAGAUAGUACAGGUUGCUUGUGGUUACUAUCAUUCCCUUGCACUUUCUAAAGCAAGUGAAGUUUUCUGUUGGGGACAGAAUAAAUACGGCCAGUUGGGUUUGGGCAUUGACUGUAAAAAACAAACUUCACCACAGCUGCUUAAGUCUUUGCUUGGAAUCCCCUUCAUGCAAGUUGCAGCAGGAGGCGCCCAUAGUUUUGUACUCACCCUUUCUGGAGCUAUCUUUGGAUGGGGACGCAACAAAUUUGGUCAGCUAGGUCUUAAUGAUGAAAAUGAUAGGUAUGUUCCUAAUUUACUAAAGUCAUUAAGAUCUCAGAAAAUAGUUUAUAUUUGUUGUGGAGAAGAUCACACUGCUGCGUUAACCAAGGAAGGUGGAGUGUUUACUUUCGGGGCUGGAGGGUAUGGCCAAUUGGGUCAUAACUCUACCAGUCAUGAAAUAAACCCACGGAAAGUUUUUGAACUUAUGGGAAGCAUUGUUACACAGAUUGCUUGUGGAAGGCAGCAUACCUCUGCAUUUGUUCCUUCAUCAGGACGAAUUUACUCUUUUGGGCUUGGUGGUAAUGGGCAGCUGGGAACUGGGUCAACAAGCAACAGAAAGAGUCCUUUCACUGUAAAAGGAAAUUGGUUUCCUUAUAAUGGGCAAUGUCCAUCAGAUAUUGAUUCUCAAGAAUAUUUCUGUGUAAAAAGAAUUUUCUCAGGUGGAGACCAAAGCUUUUCACAUUACUCUAGUCUUCAGAACUCUGGGCCACCUGAUGACUUUAGAUAUCCUGAUCCUUCAAAGCAGAUCUGGACAGUGAAUGAAACUCUUAUUCAAAAAUGGCUAAGCUACCCCUCUGGAAGGUUUCCUGUGGAGAUAGCCAAUGAGAUUGAUGGAACAUUUUCCUCAUCUGGUUGCCUAAAUGGAAGUUUUUUAGCUGUUAGCAAUGAUGAUCACUAUAGAACAGGCACCAAAUUUUCAGGCGUUGAUAUGAAUGCUGCUAGGCUUUUAUUCCACAAACUUAUACAACCUGAUCAUCCUCAGAUAUCUCAGCAGGUUGCAGCUAGUUUGGAAAAGAACCUAAUACCUAAAUUGACCAGCUCCUUACCUGAUGUUGAAGCAUUGAGGUUUUAUCUUACUCUGCCAGAAUGUCCCCUGAUGAGUGAUUCCAACAAUUUCACAACAAUAGCAAUUCCCUUUGGCACAGCUCUUGUGAACCUAGAAAAGGCACCAUUAAAAGUACUUGAAAACUGGUGGUCCAUACUUGAACCUCCACUAUUCCUCAAGAUAGUAGAGCUUUUUAAGGAAGUUGUGGUACAUCUUUUGAAACUCUACAAGAUUGGCAUCCCCCCUUCUGAAAGAAGAAUUUUCAACAAUUUUCUUCAUACUGCAUUAAAGGUUUUAGAAAUACUACAUAGGGUAAAUGAGAAAUCAGGACAGAUUAUACAAUAUGAUAAAUUUUAUAUACAUGAAGUACAAGAACUGAUAGACAUAAGGAAUGAUUACAUCAACUGGGUCCAACAGCAGGCUUAUGGAAUGGAUGUCAGCCAUGGAUUAACUGAGUUGGCAGAUAUCCCUGUUACAAUCUGUACGUAUCCAUUUGUAUUUGAUGCCCAAGCAAAAACUACUCUGCUACAAACAGAUGCAGUCUUACAGAUGCAGAUGGCAAUUGACCAGGCCCACAGACAGAACGUCUCCUCUCUUUUUCUCCCAGUGAUUGAAUCUGUGAAUCCCUGCCUAAUUCUAGUAGUUCGUAGAGAAAAUAUUGUGGGAGAUGCAAUGGAAGUUCUUAGGAAAACAAAGAAUAUAGAUUACAAGAAGCCACUCAAGGUUAUAUUUGUUGGAGAAGAUGCUGUUGAUGCAGGAGGGGUACGCAAAGAAUUUUUCUUGCUUAUCAUGAGGGAAUUAUUGGAUCCUAAAUAUGGCAUGUUUAGAUAUUAUGAAGAUUCCAGGCUCAUUUGGUUUUCAGAUAAGACAUUUGAAGAUAGCGAUUUGUUCCAUCUGAUUGGUGUUAUCUGUGGGUUAGCAAUUUAUAAUUUUACUAUUGUGGACCUUCACUUUCCUUUGGCUUUAUAUAAGAAACUCCUGAAAAAGAAGCCAUCCCUGGAUGAUUUGAAAGAACUAAUGCCUGAUGUUGGGAGAAGUAUGCAACAGUUAUUGGAUUAUCCAGAAGAUGAUAUAGAGGAAACAUUUUGUCUAAAUUUUACGAUCACAGUUGAAAACUUUGGUGCAACAGAAGUGAAAGAGCUGGUUCUAAAUGGUGCAGAUACAGCUGUUAACAAACAAAAUCGGCAGGAAUUUGUUGAUGCUUAUGUGGAUUACAUAUUCAAUAAAUCAGUAGCUUCCUUAUUUGAUGCUUUUCACGCUGGCUUUCAUAAGGUGUGUGGAGGAAAAGUUCUUCUACUCUUCCAACCUAAUGAACUACAAGCAAUGGUUAUUGGAAAUACAAAUUAUGAUUGGAAGGAACUGGAAAAGAAUACAGAAUACAAAGGGGAGUAUUGGGCAGAACAUCCUACGAUAAAAAUUUUUUGGGAAGUAUUCCAUGAAUUACCUUUGGAAAAGAAAAAACAAUUUCUGUUAUUUCUGACAGGUAGUGAUCGCAUUCCGAUUCUCGGUAUGAAGAGCCUGAAACUAGUCAUCCAGUCAACAGGAGGCGGUGAGGACUAUCUCCCGGUUUCCCAUACCUGUUUUAAUCUUCUAGAUCUUCCAAAAUACACAGAAAAAGAAACUCUACGCUCUAAACUGAUCCAAGCUAUUGAUCACAAUGAAGGCUUCAGUUUAAUAUAACUUCAGAGAUGAAACUAUUCAGUUUAGUGCAAAAGCAUUAAACUACUUGUGUUUUUCUGGUUGUGAUGAAUUCAGCAAAGUGACAAAGGUACUAUUAUAAUUCUUCCCUGUGAAAUGUCCAGUGCUAUGAGUACUCAUGGAAGCCAAAAAAUAUUAAAGGAAUAUCAACACAAACUGUUAAUACUAAAUUUACUGUACAGAACCGUGGAAUUCUCCCAUCUCCCACAUAAACAUACAAGUAUUGUGAAUACAUUAAAGUUUUACUAACAUGAAUUUUAAGAGUUUGCAUAUUUCAGAAAUGAUCUGAUGUGUGAGUGCAUGGAAAUGUUGCUUAAUUUUUCUUCAAUCACUGGGUGAGAAACCUUUAACUUCGGCCUGCAAUAGUCAUUUAAUUAUUUUUCCAUUUUGUAAAUAGUAAGUUUUGUAAUAAAAUAGUUAUUAUGUUCUGAUACCAGUACAGUUUAUAUGGUUGUAAUUGAGCUGAACUGAAUUUAAGGAUUAAAAAUUAUGAUUUAAAUCUUUACUCUGAGAUUCUAUAAAAAGGAAAAAAGAAGCAUGGUGGAAACAGUCUUUGCAUUUUUGCUAGAACAAAUCUGUGCAAUCCUAAAUUACAGAUAGGGAUAUUAAGUAAUUUAUGGUUCUCUUGUGAAUCCUGACAUACUCAUAGAUGGGAGGUUAUCAGGAAGCUUAUUGAUUAUUUAGUAAUGGAAGAACAUUCUCUACAGUUGCCAGAAAUAGAAACAUGGCCACUAUGAGAACCAAUCACUGAGUUAUAGCUUCCAAACUAUUGAUGGUGCAGGUUGUAUGUAGUCAAAAUUUUCAGUGCUUAAGAACUAUUUCCUUGAAUUUUAACAGUUUUAUGGUGCUGAUGCUUAGUUUAUCUCAUGUCAUUACAUUGUACAAGUCAGUUGAUGCAAUCCGUGUGACUUUCUGCUAUAAUACAAAUAUUUAUUUUUUAAAUUUAUAAAAAUAUGCCGUGAAAACUGUUUGAAUAAUAAAGAUUUAUUGGUUUAAUAUUUGAACUUUCA
Molecule: messenger RNA, 4516 nt
Organism: Dipodomys ordii (Ord's kangaroo rat)
Lineage: Eukaryota; Metazoa; Chordata; Mammalia; Rodentia; Heteromyidae
Gene: Herc4
Product: HECT and RLD domain containing E3 ubiquitin protein ligase 4
Exons: 26
Coding region: 315-3488 (1057 amino acids)
Biological process (GO): ubiquitin-dependent protein catabolic process; protein ubiquitination
Cellular component (GO): cytoplasm
Molecular function (GO): ubiquitin protein ligase activity
Source: RefSeq, a predicted model, not a curated record